AUGGUAGACAAUAUAACAUCUAUCACAGAGUUCAUCCUACUGGGAUUUCCCCUUGGCCUGAGGAUUCAAAUUCUUCUCUUUGGACUCUUCUCCCUGUUCUAUGCCUGCACCCUGCUAGGGAAUGGGGUCAUCUUGGGGCUCAUCUCACUGGACUCCAGACUGCACACCCCCAUGUACUUCUUUCUCUCCCACCUGGCCAUCGUCGACAUAGCCUAUGCUGCAACACUGCCCCAGAUGCUGGUGAACCUCCUGAAGCCAGACAAGCCCAUCUCCUUUGCUUGCUGCUUGUCACAGACCUUUCUCUUUUUGACAUUUGCUGUCACAGAAUGUCUUCUCCUGGUGGUGAUGUCUUAUGAUCGGUAUGUGGCCAUCUGCCACCCCCUCCGGUAUUCUGCCAUUAUGAACUGGAGAGUCUGUAUCACCCUGGUGUUGACUUCUUGGACCAUUGGAGUCCUCCUGUCUUUGAUUCAUCUCAUGUUACUUCUACCUUUACCCUUCUGUAGAUUCCAGAAAAUCAAUCACUUUUUCUGUGAAAUCAUGGCUGUUCUCAAACUUGCCUGUGCAGAUACACACAUCAAUGAGAUUGUGGUAUUGGGUGGAGCAAUUUCUGUGCUAGUGGGACCCUUCACCUCAAUUGUAAUCUCGUAUAUGUGUAUCCUCUGUGCCAUCCUUAGAAUCCAGUCUGGGGAAGGUCAAAGAAAAGCCUUCUCCACUUGCUCAUCCCAUCUCUGUGUGGUUGGACUCUUUUAUGGUACAGCCAUUAUAAUGUAUGUUGGGCCCAGGUAUGGGAACCCCAACGAGCAGAAGAAAUACCUCCUCCUGUUUCACAGCCUUUUCAAUCCCAUGCUCAACCCUCUUAUCUAUAGUCUCAGGAACUUAGAAGUGAAGAAUGCCUUGAAGAGAGUGCUGGGAAUUGAGAGAGACUUAUGA
This is a messenger RNA of Neogale vison (American mink), 930 nucleotides long. Its product is annotated as olfactory receptor 2A7. Lineage: Eukaryota; Metazoa; Chordata; Mammalia; Carnivora; Mustelidae. Gene Ontology annotation, molecular function: olfactory receptor activity; G protein-coupled receptor activity. The record is from RefSeq and is a predicted model, not a curated record. Gene Ontology annotation, biological process: G protein-coupled receptor signaling pathway. Gene Ontology annotation, cellular component: membrane.